Molecule: messenger RNA, 1076 nt
Organism: Blepharisma stoltei
Lineage: Eukaryota; Ciliophora; Heterotrichea; Heterotrichida; Blepharismidae
Source: the annotation of a GenBank genome assembly
AUGUCAUGUGACUAUAUAUUUAAAGCGGCCUUGAUCGGGGAUUGCGAAGUUGGAAAAUCAAAUAUCCUUCUUAGAUAUACAGAGAAUAAAUUCAAAGAGAUGUAUGAUAUGACGAUAGGUGUUGACUUUGGAAUGAAGCUUUUCAAUAUUAAUGGAGUAACAAUAAAACUUCAAUUGUGGGAUACUUCUGGCAAUGAGCCAUUUAUAUCAUUUGUUAGGGCUUAUUGAGUAGGUGUUGCAGCCACAAUCUUUAUUUAUGAUAUCACAAAUAGAGAAAGCUUUGAUCAACUAGACGGCUGAGUCUCUGAUGUAACUCGUGUUGCUCCUAGAAAGGUCGUAGGAGUUAUAGUAGGAAAUAAAAUUGAUAAAAUAGGGGAAAGGAAAGUUUUAUUUGAAGAAGGCCAAAACUUUGCAAAUGAUCACCAAAUGAUUUAUUUAGAAACUUCAGCUAAAACAGGGUGGAAUAUUGAGAAUUUGUUUAAAUUUGUUUCUGUAGAAAUUUUAGCAAAGUUAAGAAAUGGGCUGAUAAACAUAGAGGACACAAAAAACUGGGAUUAAAUUCCUCACUUAAAAAUGGCAGCCAACCUGCUCCCUUAAAAUCUAUUCCCAGACGAUAGCGUGGGGCCCUUGUUGAAUACUUGGUCUGGUGGAGAGCUAUGCUGGGCUGACAGACUGCAGGCUCACAUCCAGGCAAAGGAUCUCGAGGGAAGAUGGAAAUUGGAACUUGGAAAGGGAUUGCCCAUCAAGGCAAGAAGGCGUUCGCUCAGCCAUGUUGGUAGUGCGAUACCAGAGUUUGCUUCCUGGGCUACAAGUUUCAUUGGGCGAUAACCUGACCAGAAAAUCCACUUUUAGAAUUUUCGCUGGAAAUGGCAACCCAUUGACUUACUGAACGGUGGCCCAGAGCCUUACCUCCAGGUCGCGAGUAUAAGCCCUCAUCAGAAGGAGCAGCACAUGCCUUAAGGCUGCAGAACUGGACUAGCAGGCAUGAGGAUGGAUUCAAGCAAGCCAUGGCUGGUCGGAAGCUACUCUAUAUAUAAUCUGGGAUUGUAUUCCGAAAUAAAUUGGAGAGCAAUUAA